Molecule: messenger RNA, 983 nt
Organism: Closterium sp. NIES-67
Lineage: Eukaryota; Viridiplantae; Streptophyta; Zygnematophyceae; Desmidiales; Closteriaceae
Source: the annotation of a GenBank genome assembly
CCCUCUGUUCUUGGCUGUGGCUGGAUGGAAAUACCAGCCAUUCUUUGAUCACAAAACAAUCAGUUUCAGUAAUCAAGGGCAGUGAGCGUGAGACUCGUCCUGAUACACACUCUGAUCAUCUCCUAACCAGCUCAGAGAUUGUUCAGGACUAGCUCACAAUGGCCUCUGCCGUCCUCCGCAGCUCCUUCCUCGCAGCUCCUGUUGCCGCGGGCCUCCCGAAGCUCGAGGCAGCUCCGGCCAGGAGAAACCUUACCGUCCGCGCUGGGACCAAGAUCUUGAGAAAUGUCAAGGUCGUUGAGCUCUUCGGCGAGGACAAGAAAGGCAGCAUCCGCGGCAAGGUCGUAGGCACGGACCCAGAAAUCCGCCUCCUUUCACGCGUGGAGGACCUCCGGUUGCUCUCUAAGGCCGAGCAAGCAGGGCUCCUCUCACUGGCCGAGUCCUUCGGCCUCUCCUUGACAGCCAUUGAGGAGCUCGGCCUCCUGUCCAAGGCUGAGGAGUUCGGAAUCCUUUCAGCUGCCACUGACCGGUCCACGCCUGGGACACUUCAAGCCAUCGCCUUCAUUCUGCUGCUUUCUGGCCCGGCAUUCGCUUACUUGGUGCCUGAUGACAGCACCGGCUUGAUUGUCGCUCAGGUUGUGGUUUCUCUGUUGUGUGCUUUUGGUGGCGCUGCUGCUUUUGGUGCUGGCCAGCUUCUUGCCUCUCUGCAGAAGAAGUAAAGGGGCAGGUUUCUCUGUAAAAAUAUUACCUGUUAACACAGAAAUUUAGUUACGAAGUGCCCUGCAAACAGGGAGAUUCUGGCGGCGACUGCAGGGGCUACAUUGGGGUGUAUGCCCACGAGGUUGGAAGCUAACUUCACGUUCUACAGUAUUACAAUGGGGAUCAGUCUGGGGCGUAGGUCUGGAUUUUUUUACAACUGGCAAAUUUUGGUAUCCAGGCCAGAGUUAUAUGUUAGCAUCCGGGUUCAAUAAACCCAUCAAAUCUAG